AUGGAUUACAUUUCCUCAUAUAUUGCACAAGAUUGUUUACAAUAUGAACAAGUUUGGAACGACCUGUUUGAUGACCUUUCUUUCUUAAAAAUAUGUCGAAAAUUGGAGAUAUAUUUCACUCUUAUUGGCGAUAUUGUGCCUGACGCCAGAUUGGGCGACAGCCCUCGAUACUUGACCCUAAUCAUAACAAACGAUGGCAUAGCUACACUUACUCAACUAGCAUGGAAUUCCUUUAUGCGUUGUCUUAAAGAACCAUAUGAAUAUAGAGAAUCGCAGUUUGAAAUCAAAUUCGAUACCCAGAACAUCAUUUUAAACCUCUACAACUUCGUCCAUAUUGGCAUGCACGGCUCUACAGUAAUAGCCGAUCCGACUCGUUUGGUCCAUGAUUAUUAUAAGAGCGGCACUAUGAGGACGCUCGCAAUGUCCGCAAGCACCUUCCUACAACCUUCUCCCGAGCCUCCAAAUCCUACUUGCCCAGGUCCAAUCACCACUCACAAUGACCGCGAUUAUAAAAUAGAACUUGCUAUUGCCAAGAGGAAACGACAUUUUAUCCUCGUGCCUUCAGUGGUACAGACUUGGCCUGCCUAA
This is a messenger RNA of Hypoxylon trugodes, 588 nucleotides long. RefSeq lists its product as uncharacterized. Bases 1 to 588 code for a protein of 195 amino acids. The record is from RefSeq and is a predicted model, not a curated record. NCBI's taxonomy places the organism in Eukaryota, Fungi, Ascomycota, Sordariomycetes, Xylariales, Hypoxylaceae. The transcript has a single exon.